This is a messenger RNA of Abrus precatorius (Indian licorice), 1237 nucleotides long. RefSeq names its product stress response protein NST1-like. The record is from RefSeq and is a predicted model, not a curated record. The coding region runs from base 211 to 984 and encodes 257 amino acids. The transcript has 2 exons. Lineage: Eukaryota; Viridiplantae; Streptophyta; Magnoliopsida; Fabales; Fabaceae.
ACACCAUCAGAGAUAGCAUAGAGAUAUGAUGGAUUUUUCUCACUCUCUUAGCUUCUCACAUAUCCUCUAUCCUCAUAGUUAUUAGCUUCCCACCAACUUUGCAAGUUGCAUUCUACUUCAAACAUCGACUCAUCCAGCACCUUCUUUUUCUUCAGCAUAUUCUGCUAAUCUCUGUUGCUGAUAGUUGGCAGAGAAAUUAAUGAGUAAACCAUGCUGAAGCAAUCACCUAACAGAAAUCAGAGGACAAAAGGCUUCAAGGUAAAGCAAGGUUUGAAAAUAUUUACUUUGAUCGCUGUUGGCAUAUGGUUGCUUUACCAACUCAAACACUCGUAUGAUAAGAAGUCAAAUGAGGAAAGCUCUUUAAAAAUACUUGAAAAUCUGAAGGCCAGUAUUGAAACUAAAACACUCGGAAGAAAAGGGUCCCAACCAUGGACAAAUAAACCAUACGAAUUGAUGGAUGAUACAGAAGAAAACGAACACGAAAGGGUAAAGGAACAAAGCAGAGGAGUGGAAGAUUAUUUAGUUGGACUUGGACAUGAUAGAGAUAAAGUGGUGGAAGAGGAAGAAAAUGAGGAAGCAGAAGACUUGAUUGACGAAGAAGACAAGGAGAAGGAGGAGCCAAAUGAAGAAGAUGUUGAAGACAUAGGAAAACAUAUGGAAGAUAUGAGCGUAUUAGAAGAUCAAGGCCAUGAUGACGGUGAAAAAGACACACAAGCAACAAGUGAGGAACAUUACAAAGAACGUGGUGCAUCCAGGGUUGUCAUGCAGGUGACACAAAGUUUAGGUUCUGAAUUUGAAUUUGGAGGUUCAAGAAACGUAAAAGGGGAAAGGGUAGAAAAUUCAGAAAAGAGUGUUAAAGAAAAGCAGCUUAAGCAAAUCAUGGGUCCAAGCAGUGUCCACACCACUGAUUCAAGUCCUAAAGUGGUAGACCAUGUGCCAAUUGAACAUGGCUCGUUUCCAAAUGUCUUGUUUGAAAGGGAAUAAAUGAUGUACUUGAUUUUUGUGAUGGAUCAAAUUCUGAUUCGUUACUUAGGAUGAAGUUUAAUUGAACAACAAAGAGUAGCCAUAAUUCAACAUGGAUGCAUGUUAGAAGCUUUUGUUUCCUUGUAAAUGGCACGAUUGCAUGGGUGGGAAAAUAAAAGGUAAUAGUGGAAUUGACAAAGAGGAGAAUUUGGAAAAAAGUGCCUGGCGAGGACUUGCUGCCAACCAAGUAACUACUUUAGAAUAAUAUCAUGGA